GGAUGACUUAAUUUUGUUGUGAAACAGCAUUGUUGUGAAAAAGAUGGAAAUACGUCCCACUCGGUGUACUGUCACGAUUCCACAGCCAAUAUUGCAUAUAAACGAGCUUCUUCCGUUCUUUUAAAGACAGUUUGGAAGUUGGAAAUGACCAUUAGAAGUGACCAUGAAUCUUCGUAAGACCAUCUCAUUUUCAUUCAUUUGCGCAACAAUAUUGCUUUGCCUUUGCAGAUACAGAGUAAAGGCGUCUUCAUCUAAUGGAAAUGUGUCUGUUGAAAGGAAUGUCCGUCUUGUUGACUUUUACGACAAGAACCAGGUCUCUAAAGGAUUUGUUCUUGUCUACAUCAACGGAACUUGGGGAACCAUCUGCAACCAGGCCUGGGGUCGAGCAGACUCUGAGGUAACGUGCUUCGAACUUGGGUUCAGUGGAGCAGUGCUUACCGACCACGGAAGCUAUAAACCCCAUCCUGACAAUAUUCUGUAUGAUGUCCGAUGUGUUGGGAACGAGACGUCUAUUUUAGAUUGCCCGAGUAGUGAUGUCGAUGAAGGGGGAGACUGUUGGGCACCAUCGAAAGCCUACGCUUUUUGCACCAAUUAUACAAUUCGCCUGACAGAAGCCCACUUUCCCGGUGGAGGCAGGGUAGAGGUGUUCUACCUAGGAUCUUGGAGACCAGUUUGCAGUGACCAUUGGGAUCUUAGCGGUGGACACGUUGCUUGCGGAGAACUGGGACUUGGUACAGCACUAGACGUCGACCAUAGUUUCAUUUCUUUAGAGGAAAUGGAAGGUUAUAUUUUGAAUGAUGUGAGAUGUAAUGGAAGUGAAUCUAGGAUAUUGGACUGUCUAGGAUCCACUUUCAGCAUUGGUAAAUGUAACUCUACCCGCAGCGCCAGAGUUCGAUGCUCAGAUGGAGGUGAGUUGUCGUUCUGCGGGUGUAAUACUGGCAAAGAAUGUUAUACGUUGGUACGGUGUGUAAAAUUUGCACUUUAAUAUUGGUCCGCCGAAGGGAUAUAUAUUUUCAUGAUAAGGGAAAAUAUAACUCACACAUUGCGAACAGUGAUUAACUGAGUAUGCGCAGGGUCGUACUCACUUGACUACGUAAACAAUAUAAUUAUAAUCAUCAAAAUACGACCGGGAGUGAAAUAUUCUAAUUUUGAUCCUCGCAAUCGAUAUUACUUGAUGAGAUUUGACUCGAGCCAAUUACACCUUUGUAUUUAUACGAGCUAUUUAAAUAAAUAUUCCGGUUUUUCCAGUUCAUCACAACAAAUAUUCUUUAAACAGACCAACCAAAAAUGAUCCCGUUACACUGAAUAGUAAAACAAUCUGUCAGUUAAUUUCGAGUCGGUUGUCCGU
This is a messenger RNA of Strongylocentrotus purpuratus (purple sea urchin), 1348 nucleotides long. RefSeq names its product neurotrypsin-like. The transcript has 3 exons. Gene Ontology annotation, cellular component: membrane. NCBI's taxonomy places the organism in Eukaryota, Metazoa, Echinodermata, Echinoidea, Camarodonta, Strongylocentrotidae. The coding region runs from base 164 to 985 and encodes 273 amino acids. The record is from RefSeq and is a predicted model, not a curated record.